CUUGAAUAAUUAUUUGGAGGUUUCAUAAACAUCAAGAAGCCUAAGAGAAUCUUUCCGUGACCCGACACUUGCAAGAAAGUUUUCAUGAUGUAUCUGAAUAUCGUUUGUGAUCCGCCGCUUUCGCAGUCCACCGUUAUCCGCACUGGACAAGCUUCGGUCCCCUUUACUGUUGUACUAGAGACCGAUCCAUCUUCUCAGAAAACCUGGGAAGUUGGAGUAUGGCACAAUCUAAAUCGAGAACAUGAUUGGGAGCUUCUCCCUCUAUUGGGAUCUCACUUCGACACUGAAGUCACAACAUUGUCGAAGGACAAAUCUUCAGUUCGGCGUCAACUUUUCACAGGAAAGCUCUGUGGGAUACCGCCGAAAUCCCAUCCGGUCUCUUUCACGGUCAAAUUCCGAGUAGCGUCUGCUGGACGCGAUGACCAAUGGCAAUGGGUCCAAGACCGAUUCUCGCUCGCAGACGGUCAUCUGUACUAUGCUGCUCGCAAGCCCAGUUCCGACCUGGAUGAGUUUAUAUCUGGGAUGUCGUCCGAACUCGAUGUCGGUCGCGAACGCCCUGAUACUGUUGAUACUCGACUGUGGCGCGUGACAUCCCGAGUCCCUGCUGCCGUAGGCAACAAGUCUUCAUUCACCCAGGUGAAACUUGGCAAGGCCAUAGCCUUCACCAGAUGGUUUUCUUUGGUCCGUGUCUGGACGCCGUGGAUCGGCCCUCGGCAGGGCAAAGGCCAGUUUAAACUCGACAACGACGCAUUCCUGUUGUCGUUUCUCCGCCACGAUGGCCUGCAUGUAGUCGCUCUGGCUUUGAGUGGCAUCGAUGACUCAAGCACCUGGUUCAGGAGCGAUGACGAGGGCAAUGUCCUUAUCGUGACGAGGAACGAUGCUGCGGAUCCAGGAAGGAGCCGGGCUCUGGUCGCUGUUGCCGACUCGUUCGAAGUUGCGAAUGCUGCUGUGAUGUACCACGCCAGGAAGCUCGUCAUGGAUCAGGUAAAUUCUUGCGAUGAAGAACAUCGUCAACUCAUGACGCAGAAUGAAGAUGAAAUCAAGCCCAAAUGGCUGGAAGACUGGUACGACGGAUUUGCGUACUGCACAUGGAACGGCCUGGGCCAGGACUUGAACGAGACCAAGAUUUAUGAUGCGCUGGAUGCUCUUGAAAAGAAUGACAUUCAUAUUACGAACUUGAUCAUUGAUGACAACUGGCAGAGCCUGGAUCGACCAGAUCAAGGAUCGUCUGAGCGUCGAUGGAUGGAAUUCGAAGCGAACAAGCAAGGGUUUCCGAACGGCUUGAAGCACACGGUUGACACCAUCCGCAAGAAGCAUCCAAAUGUCACCCAUGUCGCGGUUUGGCAUGCUCUUUUAGGAUACUGGAGCGCCGUGUCUCCUAAUGGCAAGAUCGCGAAAGAGUACAAGAUACGCAAGGUCCAAAAAUCCCCCGGAGUCACCGGUAACGAGUGGCAUGUUGUCGACGAGCAGGACGUACAUCGCCUUUACGACGAUUUUUACAAGUUCCUCUCUUCGUGCGGAGUUGACUCUGUCAAGACUGAUGCGCAAUUCGCCAUCGACGAGAUGACCAACGCCCCCGACAGACGAGACCUGAUCCGGCCGUACCAAGAUGCCUGGGCUAUCGCGAUCUUGCGUCAUUUCUCGGCGAGGGCCAUUUCAUGCAUGUCCCAGGCGCCGGUAAUCAUGUUCCACUCGCAGAUGCCGACAAACAGGCCGCGGAUCCUGGUCCGCAAUAGCGACGACUUCUUCCCAAAUGUCGACAGCUCCCACCCUUGGCACAUCUUCUGCAAUGCGCACAACACCUUGUUCACCCAGCACUUGAAUGUACUUCCGGACUGGGACAUGUUCCAGACCUCUCAUCCGUGGGCACGAUUCCAUGGAGCGGCUCGAUGCGUCAGCGGAGGGCCCAUUUACUUUACCGACGAGCCGAACAAGCAUGACGUUGGUCUCAUUCGGCAGAUGACCGCGAAAACCAUCCGCGGCACCACCUGCAUCCUCCGUCCGAGUACGGUCGGAAAGACGACUACGCCGUACGUCACCUACGACGAGGAAGUGCUCCUCAAAAUUGAAACGUAUGUCGGCAACCAAGAAACCGGAACUGGCAUUCUAGGGAUCUUCAACGUGAGCCGCCGCAGUUUGACCGAGCUCGUCCCGCUCGCCACGUUCCCUGGCACGGAGGUUGGCCGAAACGCUCGAACGCGACAAUACAUCGUUCGAGCUCAUACCACGAACAAGGUUUCAAAGCCCAUGUCUCUGGGCGAGAGCGAUAAGGCCCGUUUGCUCGUGGAUAUCGAGACUGGUGGAUGGGAAAUCUUCUCAGCGCAUCCUCUUCGUCCGUUCAUGCUUCGCCGUCGCCGCGGCAGCACCUCCAAAGGGCCGACUCGUAUCGCCGUAGCGCCAUUGGGCUUGUUGGGCAAGAUGACCGGAGCGGCCGCGAUCAUCGCCACGCAGAUUUUCGUCCAAGACACGGGUCGAUUAAGGGUGUGGGCGAGCCUAAAGGCCCUCGGGACCUAUGGGCUCUAUAUUUCCGACCUGAAGGAUCGGAACCUCGAAGAGGACUUCAUCGCGAUGAUGUUCGGACGGGCUAUCAAUCCGGCUGCGGUGAAGAGAAGCGAGACAGAUGAGAACGUGCUGGAGAUUGACGUGGAGCGCGCUUGGAAGGAGAGUGGGCGGUCGCCGGGCUGGAGUAAUGAAUUGGCGGUGGAGGUCUUUAUUCGCUGAUGGACAUCGGUUAACAGGGAUAUCAAAUAUCCUUCGUGAAUGUUCAUCUCGGAUGCGCCAGAGCGCGGACUUCAGCACCAGAAUCCAGUCUUAAAACGCAUCUUUAUCACCUAUCAAUCAUCCAUGCUC
Molecule: messenger RNA, 2850 nt
Organism: Eremomyces bilateralis CBS 781.70
Lineage: Eukaryota; Fungi; Ascomycota; Dothideomycetes; Eremomycetales; Eremomycetaceae
Product: raffinose synthase protein-like protein Sip1
Exons: 3
Coding region: 88-2721 (877 amino acids)
Source: RefSeq, a predicted model, not a curated record